GUGGUCCUUAGAGAUGAUGGAGUAUAUCGCUGCCAGGCUCAGAAUAUGGCUGGUAUUGGUGCCGCUAACAUUACUAUUAGUGUCUUUGUCCCCCCACCAGUUAUACUUGAUCUUAAUAAUCUCAAUGCCACCAUUGGUCUCAAUAUUACACUCAACUGUACAGCAUCAGGUUUUGGUCUUACAUAUGAAUGGGAUCUCAUUCCUUGUGGCCCUGGUUGUAUGACUAGUGGAUUUGAUACUCCAAUACUGUCAGUGGGACCUAUUGUUUUUGGAUCAGCUGGGGAACAUGUUUGUAAUGUCACUGAUUUUAUAGGACAGAAGGUUUCAAAGAUCAUUACUAUCACACCAUUGGGUCCUACUUUAUUAUCAUCAAAUGUGUCAAAUUGUGCUGCCACUCCAAUACUAGUGAUCAAUGGAACCAAUGAGUUCCUAGAAUGUUCAUUCCAGAACAGACCUGAUGCUCCAUAUAACCUCACUGUUGACUGGUUUAUAAGUGGACAAAGGUUUGGGACCCCUCGGGCCAAUAAUGCUAGUACCUUUGUAACUACCACUCCUGAGGAUGAAAGCAGGAUUGUAACAACAACAAUAUCUUUUAAUCCGCUUUGA
Molecule: messenger RNA, 606 nt
Organism: Amphimedon queenslandica
Lineage: Eukaryota; Metazoa; Porifera; Demospongiae; Haplosclerida; Niphatidae
Exons: 4
Coding region: 46-606 (186 amino acids)
Source: RefSeq, a predicted model, not a curated record